AUGUGCCUAGAGAUUUUGUCACUUGCUUUCGAUCAGGUUUCCUCCCCAAGGAAUCCCCAGUAUGCUGUAUUUGGUGUGAUGUUGGCUAUUGCUGCUGUACUGACUUGCAUCUGGGAGCUCAUUUACAAGGGUAGAAAGGAAAGAGUUGAAUUGAGGAGGUGGAGAACGUUGUGGUGGUUUUAUUAUCCAAGACCCCAGCGAAGCCUAUUUGGUGAUGUUCUUGAUAUUUUUGGAUUACUUGGUGCCAUCUCUCAGUGUGUUUGCUCGACAGUUCAGUACGUUUACUUCAUUCGGCAUCAUCAAAAUCCUCUCAAAGCCUCCCUUUUGCCUGCCACAUUCCUUAUAUGUUUGGGUGCUUAA
Prunus armeniaca (apricot) is the source of this 360-nucleotide messenger RNA. The record is from the annotation of a GenBank genome assembly. NCBI's taxonomy places the organism in Eukaryota, Viridiplantae, Streptophyta, Magnoliopsida, Rosales, Rosaceae.